Molecule: messenger RNA, 3669 nt
Organism: Acinonyx jubatus (cheetah)
Lineage: Eukaryota; Metazoa; Chordata; Mammalia; Carnivora; Felidae
Gene: MAP3K21
Product: mitogen-activated protein kinase kinase kinase 21
Exons: 10
Coding region: 265-3393 (1042 amino acids)
Biological process (GO): protein phosphorylation
Molecular function (GO): JUN kinase kinase kinase activity; protein binding; ATP binding
Source: RefSeq, a predicted model, not a curated record
AGGCCGCGGCUAGGCCCAGCCUGCCACAGGCCCGCCGCAGGCCCAGCGCGCCACCAUGGUGCUACAGCGCCCGCCACCGCGGGGACCGCUGCAGCAGCACAGGCGACCCAGGCGGGACGGGGACCGACGCCGGGGCCUACGGGUGGUCGGCCCGUGAACCCCCGCGUCCCGACCCCUCCUCCUCGCCGGACCAUGCGCGCCCCCAGCCGCCCCGGAGGCUGAGCCCGUCGCCCCGCUCCGCCGUCGCCCUCCCGGCCGCCCCCCAUGGCCUUGCCGGGCUCCGAGGGCGCGGCUGACAGGCCGGUGUCCCCGGUCCGGGGCGCCCCCGCCGGCUCCGCGUCGUCGUCGUCCGCCUCCUCCGGCGGCUCGGCCUCCGCCCCGGCCGCGGCGGGAGCGGGGCUAUGGGCCGCUCUGUACGACUACGAGGCGCGCGGCGAGGACGAGCUGAGCCUGCGGCGCGGCCAGCUGGUGGAGGUGCUGUCCCAGGACGCCUCCGUGUCGGGCGACGAGGGCUGGUGGGCCGGCCAGGUGCAGCGGCGCCUGGGCAUCUUCCCCGCCAACUACGUGGCGCCGUGCGGCCCGGCCGCCAGCCCCGUGCCGCCGCCGCCGCCGCCGCGGCCCGGCUCGCCGGUGCACAUCGACUUCGAGCGGCUGGAGCUCAAGGAGCUCAUCGGUGCCGGCGGCUUCGGGCAGGUGUACCGCGCCACCUGGCAGGGCCAGGAGGUGGCGGUGAAGGCGGCGCGGCGCGACCCGGAGCAGGACGCGGCGGCGGCGGCCGAGAGCGUGCGGCGGGAGGCGAGGCUCUUCGCCAUGCUGCGGCACCCCAACAUCAUCGAGCUGCGCGGCGUGUGCCUGCAGCAGCCGCACCUCUGCCUGGUGCUCGAGUUCGCCCGCGGCGGAGCGCUCAACCGCGCGCUGGCCGCCGCCAACGCCGCCCCGGACCCGCGCGCGCCCGGUGCGCGCCGCGCGCGCCGCAUCCCCCCGCACGUGCUGGUCAACUGGGCUGUGCAGAUUGCGCGGGGCAUGCUCUACCUGCACGAGGAGGCCGUCGUGUCCAUCCUGCACCGGGACCUCAAGUCCAGCAACAUUUUGCUGCUCGAGAAGAUAGAGCAUGACAACAUCUGCAAUAAAACGUUGAAGAUCACAGACUUUGGGUUAGCGAGAGAAUGGCACAGGACUACCAAAAUGAGCGCCGCGGGCACUUACGCUUGGAUGGCCCCGGAAGUCAUCAAGUCCUCCUUGUUUUCUAAGGGAAGUGACAUCUGGAGCUAUGGAGUCCUGCUGUGGGAGCUGCUCACGGGAGAAGUCCCCUACCGUGGCAUCGAUGGGCUUGCCGUGGCUUACGGAGUAGCCGUCAAUAAGCUCACUUUGCCCAUUCCUUCCACCUGCCCUGAGCCAUUUGCCAAGCUCAUGAAAGAGUGCUGGCAACAGGACCCUCACAUUCGUCCAUCAUUUCCCUUAAUCCUUGAACAACUGACUGCUAUUGAAAAGGCAGUUAUGACCGACCUGCCUCAGGAAUCUUUUCAUUCCAUGCAAGAUGACUGGAAGCUAGAAAUUCAGCAAAUGUUUGAUGAACUGAGAACAAAGGAAAAGGAGCUGCGGUCCCGCGAGGAGGAGCUGACCCGGGCCGCCCUCCAGCAGAAGUCCCAGGAGGCGCUGCUCAAGCGGCGGGAGCAGCAGCUGGCCGAGCGGGAGAUCGACGUGCUGGAGCGGGAGCUCAACAUUUUGAUCUUCCAGUUAAACCAGGAGAAGCCCAACGUCAAGAAGAGGAAGGGAAAGUUCAGGCGGAGUCGGUUAAAGCUCAAAGACGGACAUCGCAUCAGCUUACCUUCAGAUUUCCAGCAUAAAAUCACUGUGCAGGCCUCUCCCAACUUGGACAAACGGAGGAGCUUGAACAGCAAUGGUUCCAGUCCGCCUAGUAGCCCCACGGUGAUUCCUCGGCUUCGAGCGAUACAGCUGACUUCGGAUGAAAGCAACAAAACUUGGGGAAGGAACACUGUCUGUCGACAAGAAGAGUUUGAAGAUGUGAAAAGGAGUUUCAAGAAAAAAGGUUGUACCUGGGGACCAAAUUCAAUUCAAAUGAAAGAAAGAACUGAGUGCAAAGAAAGAAUAAGACCUCUCUCAGACGGCAACAGUCCUUGGUCAACUCUCUUACUAAAGAAUCAGAAAACCAUGCCGUUGGCUUCGUUAUUUGUGGACCAGCCAGGUGUUUCUGAAGAGCCAAAACUUUCCCUGGACGGAUCAGAACACAGAAAACCAAAGCAAAUAAAAUCACCUAGUCAAGCCUAUGUGGAUCUACCUCUUUGGAAAGAUGGCCAGAGAGAGAAUCCAGUGGAACCUGGAAGCUGGGAGGAGGGAUUCUCCACGAACCCUGCUGCUGUCACUCCUCAGGUGACCCCUACGAAUAGCCUGAGCAGAUCCCCCCAGAGAAAGAAGACAGAGUCUGCCCUGUAUGGCUGCACCAUGCUGCUGGCGUCCGUGGCUCUGGGGCUGGAUAUCAGAGAGCUCAAUAAAACACAGGCUGCUGAGGAACCAUUGCCCAAAGAAGAAAGGAAGAAACGCGAGGGAAUCUUCCAGCGGGCUCCCAAGUCCCGAGGCAGUGCAAGUCCUUCUACAAGGCCACCGUCUACAGGCGAGGGGGCCGGCAACCCACCCGUCUUCCCUCCAGCAAGCGCCCUGAGCCUUCUGUCCAUGCCCUCUCUCUCCACGAAGUGCUUGCUCCAGACCGACAGUGAAGAUGCGUCUGAGGGCAGCACCCACAUCACCUGUGACCCUGAGAUGCCCGCUCCAGAUUUCUGCCCUGCCGUCGGGGGAGGGAGUCACAGACUGCCCUCCACGCCAAGACUCAAGACUGAUCAGAGGAUGUGGAAAAACCUGCCUCCUCCUUUCUUAGAGCCGACAUGUGGGAAUGUGCCUUAUUACCCUUCUUCGAAAGAACAAGCAUUGCAUCACAGACGCACCCUGUCUGAUGGAAACGCUUCUCAGACCCCAGCAGCUGGGACAACUCGCCUACCAGCCCCCGGAGCCUCUUACCUGCCACCUGAGCGGGUUCUGGGGAUCCCUCACCUCUCACAUGGGCCUCACGGUAACCUGCCAAAGGAGGCCCCGCCCGAAAAACAAAGAGCGGUCAGCAUCAUGCCUCUGCCUCGCCCUCCCUCCUCCAGGAGUCGAACAGAGUCUCAGCCCACAGGGGCCGACUCUGCCAUGCAUGGUCCGGGACCCACUGCUAACUGUUCCCUCGUUGCCCAGGAGAGAACUAAACCCCAUGUGCCUUCCCUACUGGACGCAGAUGCCGAAGGCCAAAGCAGGGACUGCACGGUGCCUUUGUGCAGGAUGAAGAGCAGAACUAGCCGACCAUCCAUAUAUCAACUGGAGAAAGAAUUUCUGUCUUAAGUGCCUUACUUUGUUUGAGCCUUUUUUUUUUUUUUAAGGUGAACAAAUUAAAACAAUGUGUCUACCUUUGAACUGUUUCAUGCUGCUGUGUUUUCAAAAGCUGUGGCCAUGUUACUAAAAGUAGUAAUGGAUGUCAACCUUUGCAGAAAAAUAUAUGUGAUUGCUCUUAGCGGUAUGUAUCAUUUUUUUCCCCACUGGAUUCUUACCUAGUAACCUGAAACACACACACACACACACACACACACACACACACACACACAAAUAAAACAAGAAAUG